Messenger RNA from Cheilinus undulatus (humphead wrasse), 4877 nucleotides. RefSeq names its product pleckstrin homology domain containing, family F (with FYVE domain) member 2 (gene plekhf2). Gene Ontology annotation, molecular function: metal ion binding; phosphatidylinositol binding. The record is from RefSeq and is a predicted model, not a curated record. NCBI's taxonomy places the organism in Eukaryota, Metazoa, Chordata, Actinopteri, Labriformes, Labridae. The transcript has 2 exons. Bases 160 to 900 code for a protein of 246 amino acids.
UGAGCGGCGUUUGAGUUUCAGCUGUCUGUCCCUGUCUGCGGUCUCUGCGGUCUCUGAGGGAGGAGACGCGGCUCCACCGACUUUAUCUGGAAUAUCACAAAGCUUCAAGCCACUGCUAAAGUUUUCGGACUAGAAGAGGAGCCGUUGGGUGAGGUGAAGAUGGUCGACCGGCUGGCCAACAGCGAGGCCAACUCCAAGCGGAUUGCGGUGGUGGAAAGUUGCUUCGGCGCUGCGGGGCAGCCUUUGGCCAUCCCAGGCCGCGUGCUGAUCGGCGAGGGUGUCCUCACCAAACUCUGCCGAAAGAAGCCCAAAGCUCGCCAGUUCUUCCUCUUCAACGACAUCCUGGUCUACGGAAACAUUGUCAUCCAGAAGAAGAAGUACAACAAGCAGCACAUCAUCCCUCUGGAGAGCGUCACCAUCGACACCGUGGCAGAUGAAGGCGACCUGCGCAAUGGCUGGCUCAUCAAAACACCCACUAAAUCCUUCGCCGUGUACGCCGCCACUGCUACCGAGAAGUCAGAGUGGAUGAACCACAUAGCCAAGUGCGUGGGGGACUUACUGCAGAAAAGCGGGAAGGCCCCGACAGGUGAGCACGCCGCCGUCUGGGUGCCCGACUCUGAGGCGACGGUGUGCAUGCGCUGCCAGAAGGUGAAGUUCACACCGGUCAGCCGCCGCCAUCACUGCAGGAAGUGCGGCUUCGUGGUGUGUGGUCCGUGCUCGGAGAAGAAGUACCUCCUGCCCAGCCAGUCAUCCAAACCUGUCAGAGUGUGCGAGUUCUGCUACGUUCAGCUGACGUCAGGAAGCCUCUCCAUCCGCUCAGACUCCAUCAACCGGCCGGGGUCGAAGUUCAACAACAGCAACAUGUCAGACGACGACGACGAAGACGACAGCAGUGACUGAGAGAUGACGCGCUCCUCCUGACGGCAGCUCGUCCACACAGGAGGAUUAUGUUCUUGUUUUUCUCUUCUCCUUUUUCUUCCGUCUCUGAGGAUUAAUUCUCUCUGGACAUCAAACCAAAAUGUUUUAUUUUCUUCUGGGAUUAAUUCACACUCUCCUGAUUGAACAAUGAAAUGUGGAAUAUUCUGGACGACCAGCAGGAUUUAGUCCGCCCUGUCUCUGUUGACUGCUAAUCAGGCUGCAGUUUGUCACUACAGAACACAAUGGUGCUAAAGAGAAGCAUCUCCGCCCCUCGUUCUUUCUCUUCAUUUUACCUUCUUUACUUCCUUCCUUUCUAUGCCGUGAUUGCUCAUCACUUCUGCAGGGAAAAUCAAACGUUUGGGCUCUAACUUUUACCCCUUCUGUCCCUCAGGUUUUCACCAAACAAAGCUUAUAUUUGUAAGAGAAGUUUGGUUUUAUCUCCAGAUAAAUGUCAAGCUUAAACCCUUUUAUAAAUAACAGAAUGUAGACUUAAUGCAGAGCUUUUCUAGUUAAUAAUAUAGAUGCUAAUGACAAAUCAGCUGCUCUCACAGUCGGUAGGUUUACAUGCAGUUAGAAAAGUCAACUUAUCGUGCUUGUGCAACUCAAAUCUUAUCAAAUCAAAGCCUUGAAGUCAGACUAGCAUGCCUUGAUAAUAAGGUUACUCUUGCAUGUCUAAAUCAGACCAGACUGGACUAGGCGUUCUGGGCAUGCUCCACAGCCUCUGCGCCAGCUUUGACAUGAAGCAGACACUGAAUGUUAAGCCUAUUAGCCUUAAAAUGUCUCCAUCAGCUGAUUUGUACCCAUCGUGCACUUGGUACCAAAUCUACAAAGCUGUAAAGUUGUGUUUACACCAUUUGACAUAAAACCACUUAGCCGUUUGCUUUUAUUUUUGCAGGAUCAAGUGGAAAGGAGGCGUGUUCCCGCCUAGUCUUGCAGAGUCAGAAGUACUUCCAUCAAUAAAUCCGCAACCAUGGCAGUAGUCCGGCUAAAAAUCCGAACUGUAACUCCACUCUGCAUGUAAACGUACUGACUGUAUGAGCUUUAAAAUCUAACUCUACCUACUACCUGCCUGUGAUGUCACAUAGUGCCUUGUAGAAAUCUCUCUCAGCGAAAGAAAAAUGUUUUUUUUUUUUUUUUUUUUUUUUUUUUAGUAAAUCCAGUCUGCAAAAAACGAACUUCCUGAUAGGCUGAGUCUGAAACACUUUAGAGAGGAUGUUUGGUUUGUUUUUGUGCAGAAAAUUAAAAAGCACAGAGAUUCCAGAGGAAGAGUUUGUAUGGAAUUCUCCUUGGAGAGUUUGCUUUCUAAUCAACAUUAGAUGGAAGUUUGAUCUAGCCAGGGAUUACACACCUAAAUAUUCUGAUUUAAGAGUUUUUAAAAAGAGCCUUUAGAGGUAGUUAAGGGCAUCUUUCCACUACAGGAACUUUAAAACUUAGUUGUUGUUUUUGCUUGUUGUUGGUUUUGGAUAAGCGUGCUCAGGAGACAUUUUCAAGAGAUUUAUCUUGUUUGUUUUCAUGUUAUAUUUGGAAGCAUGAGGCUGGAAACUGGAGGCAGCAGGAAGUACAUCCAUAGAGAUUAGGGUUGCCAAAAAGUACUUUUGGAUGCCGUGUUUUUUAAACAUUGCAAUCUAUGUGAUGUUAAUAAUAACUGCUAUAAAAAAGUGCAGACAUUUUAAAAUAAAUUACAUUUAUUUUCUAUGACAGCUGCUCAGGAGAAGACUCUUGCAAACUCCUGCAUGCUAGUGCUGAGUGAUUAGUCAAGUUUCUAUAACUAGUAUGACUUCAGCUUCCCAUGAUCAUGAAAACAAGACAAUUAAGACUGAAUUAUUACUGUAGCUCAUGCUGUGGAGUGCUAGUUUUUUCCAUAGGUUUUUGUCAUGUCUUAUAACUGAAGUCCUACCUUUCCUUACUUCGCUGCAGAGCGUGUGCUCCUCCCCUCUUACCAAAUUAGCUCUCACUUUAAUUUAAGUGAGGAGCAGAGUAAGCCAUGGUAAAGAAGAUGACCGAAAGGCAGCUGUUGGUUAACAAAAUUAGGUAAAAAAAAAUAAAUACAUUUGAAACCACUCUAGUUUGGAGGGGCUGAACCUGGAACAAUGCAGAAUAACUCAGAUUUUAUUACGUGGCUGUAGCUGCCCCUCGAGGAAACUAAUCUGUUCAGUAAUUCAUGCAAAAAAUGCUAAAUAUGUAAUAUUCCUAGAAUCAAACAAGCUAAAAAUCCUUUAUUAAGCAGGGAUGACUAUACGUGUCGAAUCAAAAGAGUCUUUAUCAGGACAUAAUUCUUAUCAAAGUCCCUCGGAUCUUAAUUUUCAUUGCAACCUCUUCCAUAGACUCAGUUUGCUAAUAAUCUGGCAAGUCGUUCCUUAUUUUUUUGCUGGUUUAAUAUCCAAACCAGUUUAGAUAUUACUGCAAAAAUGUAGAAAUCCUAUGCACUUGAUGCUGGGGUAUUUCUCAUUUUUGAUGACCUAAAAAUUGUAGGUAAACUCCUGAACAUCUUUCCAUUAUAUAUGGGCAGUUUAGUCAGUGUGUAGGAAUUUGUUUGCAUGUUUUGCACGCUCCUGUCUUAUUUAAAAAAUUCCCUUUUUAAAAUAUUUUUAAUGCCGUAUUACUUUUAAUUCUAUGAUUGAAAAAUGUGUGGUUCCAGAAAAGCUCUGAAAGCAGAUUUUGACUUAAUCUUAAUACGUUCAUUGAUAAUAAUAUUUAGCAGAAUGACCCAAUCUACCAUGCUAGUUCCUUAACCUUAAACUUCCCUCAGCAUGCUCUCCUUCUAACCAAACUCAGAUUAAGAGAUUCGUGUUUAACAUCUGUGCAAACCUUUACAUAGCAGGGUGUGACGGGUAAACAGAGGUAACAGAGGAGACAUUGAACACGGCUUUAAAAUGCCAAACAUAAGUCGUUCAAACCUGCUUGUCAACUCUUGUAAGAAGGCACGAUAGAAACAGAUUCAGGAUGCUACAUUUAGCAGGUUUAAUGGGUUUACUGGUGGACUUUUUGAAUGUUUUUUUAAAUGGUACAAGCUAGGGUUGUUAAGUAGCUGAAUUUAAACUCUGAUACCAUAGAUGCAAAAGUCAUGAGCUCUACAUUCCUGCUUAAUAUCACAGCAAACAGUAUAAAAUAGAGGUCCUCACACCAGGAAGCUUCUACAUCAAGCAUUUAUCUGCAGCAAGUAACUUCUCAAUUAGACAUGCUUUUCCUCAGUCUUGCUUAAAUAUCUGUGUACUUAGACAUGUUAAUGUUCCAAAUUUAAACACUAAAAGUGCAUAACAUGGACAAAAGAAAACAUAGAAGGAGCUCAACGUGCACAAUAAUGGCGUGUGUCUGAAUUUAGAAGAAAAUCCAAGGUUUGUUAUAUAUACAAUUUAAAGUACAACCAGUGCAAAUUUCCAGAACCAUGAAGCUAUGCAUAUAAACAAACAUAUAAACAUGAAGAUUUCUUUGUAUUUAUGGGAUGAUACCUCACCAACAAAAUUAAAACUUCUAGGUAACCAAUGUUAGGUAGUUUUUUGCUUUUAAUCUCUAAAAAAUUGCAUGCAAACUCCUUCAAACUGUCUUAAUUGCACAAAUAUGUUGCCAGUUUUUCUUUUGUCAAGGUUUCCACUGAUCAGUUUGGACCAUUCCAGAUAUUCAGACCCAUAAAGAACUUUCAUUACUAUUAAUUAACCUUUAUUUCUUUACUUUUUUUCUACCAGAUUUGCCCAGAGUUAGAUGGAGGAGCUAAAUUCCCUCAGGUGCAGCACAGCUGCCAGUGUAUUUCUGCAGUAUUAAUAGUUAAACGUCCUCUGUGUUCUCCCUGUCUCUAAGACACAUAAAGGCGUUUUUUGCGUCUUUAUGAGACGCCUAAAGAAGACCCUUUUUUAUCACUCAUGAGUUGCUGCUUGUGGCCUCUUUGGGUUAAAAUCUGGCUGAUAAUCCUUUUUCUAGCUUCUGUACUGUCAAAACUGCAAAUUAAAAUAAUGCGAAAUCGA